AAUGGCGACGCAGCAUACAAAUUACUAGGCGUGGAUGAUCGAUUCUCGUAAUUUUCGCAUAAGCUUGAAAAACCUGCGGGAAACACCAACGAAACCCAGAAGAAAUUACAGCUCUCUUCGACAAAAUAAUCGAACUAAAAUCAUCGAUGUUGCGGAUAUAAACGAGAGAAUAAAAAAAUACCCGCAACAGUUGGUCGAAGGGUACACCGUGCAGUGUUUUGCGGUUAAUCAUCUUGUUGUUGAUAUCACUACACGUUAAUUAAUCAACUAAUCAGCAUGAGGAACGGUAUUGGAAGUACGAAGGGGCUGGUGGCCCUCGUCCUGCUCAUUUGCUUCAUUGAACAAGGUUUCUCGAUAAAGUGCUGGGUGUGCAGAUCAGAUCGAGACCCGAAAUGUGCGGAUCCCUUCGACAACACCACUGUACCUAUUUCAGACUGCAAAGGGAAGACGUUGGACCAUUUGCCAGGAAUCAAGCCCACCAUGUGUAGGAAAAUUCGUCAGAAAGUUAAUGGAGUCUGGUCGUACUUCAGAAGCUGUGCAUUCCUGGGUGAGCCUGGACUCGCUCGUGACGAGAGAUUCUGCCUGAUGAGGACUGGCUCGUACAAUAUAUUCAUGGAGUACUGCACGUGCAACACCAAGGACGGCUGCAACUCUGGCACGACCUUCAGUAUUUCGUGGAUUACAUCAUUAGUUACUGGGGUGUUAGUGGUGGGCUACAGCCUCCUCGUCACGACCUUUUAAUACUCUCAAUGCUGAUGGAGUCAUCGCCACAUCGAUCGAAUCAUGAGCGGGGGAGAGAUCAGGGAAGAAAUCAAAUGGAAAAACAAUAUUUUUGCCAAGUAUUCAUUCAAUUGAGAGAAGCAUUUAUUUUUUCAAAAUCGUAUUCCUCCGAUCGAGUAAAUUAUGACAAUUAUGACAAUGAUGUCUCUCGAGAGGAUGACUAUUUUGCAUUUUUCCUAAAUUUCUUAUUUUCUAGAGGAAAAAAUUUGCGAGUAAUUUUCCAAUUUUGUUAAUUAUUGAGGGAGUUUUGUCAACGUCAUAAAAAUAUGGUCAUCUUCUAGGGCAAUAUAGUAGUCGUAAUUGAAACUUAAUGAGAAUUGCUUGGGAAUGAAUCGACUGGAGAAAUACGAUAUUAAAAAAUAAAUUUUCUCAAGUAAACGGAUAUUUAGGAGAAAUAUAUUUGUAAAUUUUGAACUGCCUUAAAGAUGUAGAAUGUUCCCUGGAAAAAUUGUAGGUGCCUUAACUGAAGGGAAAUAUCGAGAAUCUCAUACCGACGUCCAUUAGAUUAAUCUCAAUGUUGUAUAGAAAAUUUAGGAUUACGUAACAGGGAGGAAAUGAUGAGGUGGGGAAACAGCUGGAGUUUUUGAGAAAUAUCUCGGGAUCUGGGAGAGAGGAAAUCAAGGGAUAUUCAUCAAAAAUUCUGGUUUCAUUAGUUUAACGAGAAAAUCAGUCAAUUUCACUUUUUUAACUUCAUCUUUGUUGAAUAUUUUUCCAAAAUAUUUAACGAAAAAUACUUCCACUGGCAAAUGGUAAAAUUGAAUGAGUCAAUUCCACUUGUGAAUACGUUUUCGAAGAAUAUCUUGAGUUGUACAAAAAGUCCCAGAGAUUUACCCCAAAAACUAAUUAAUUCUCCACUACUGAAAUGUACUUUUAACGCUGAAUCAUUCGUUCGAAUGAGACUGUCUCCAUACCGUCCAAAGUAGCUUAAAAUGUAAUUAUUUCAUUUUUAUAAAAAUUUAUAUAUUUUUUACGUGGACGAAAAUCCAGAUUUUUAAAAUAAUUAAUUAAACUGACUUAAUGAAAGGAUUUUUGUGGCAUUCAUCUUGCGGAGUGGAACAACAUGACUAAAAAUACUUCAAUUUUCUCUGUGAAUUUAUUUUCCACUCGACAAGUGAAUGGCUGAAAUGAUUUAAAAAACGGAAGAAAUACGUGCAAAUGAUUUUUUACUGUAAAAACAUGAGAAUAAAAAUACAUUUGACGAGUAAUACUAGUACA
Molecule: messenger RNA, 1995 nt
Organism: Diachasma alloeum
Lineage: Eukaryota; Metazoa; Arthropoda; Insecta; Hymenoptera; Braconidae
Gene: crok
Exons: 3
Coding region: 277-741 (154 amino acids)
Biological process (GO): sleep; regulation of synaptic transmission, cholinergic; positive regulation of voltage-gated potassium channel activity
Source: RefSeq, a predicted model, not a curated record